Molecule: messenger RNA, 4473 nt
Organism: Ilyonectria robusta
Lineage: Eukaryota; Fungi; Ascomycota; Sordariomycetes; Hypocreales; Nectriaceae
Exons: 7
Coding region: 1-4473 (1490 amino acids)
Biological process (GO): proteolysis
Molecular function (GO): serine-type endopeptidase activity
Source: RefSeq, a predicted model, not a curated record
AUGACUUUAGAAUUGCGCAUCCCGAUUGUGGCUACCGCCCGAAGCGAUGGCGAAGGGAAGACCAAGAACAAAGCCCCUACCCAGGUCCAUAGGGAGGACAUCAUAAAUCACGAUGAUGCCUUUUUCUACACCAACAUUGUCAUGUCGGCUUGCGUCCGUAAGUUCGUUCUUUUUUCUUCUGUUUUCUCCCAGUCCGCUCUUCUCUCGUCUCUCGUCUCUCGAGACGUCAAGGCCGAAUAUGCUGACCCGCACCCGCACUUAGAUGGUGUCUGGGACGAAAAGAACAACGACAAGACCCCCGCGACUUUUCUCCUCUUCACGUGUGAGAUACAGAGCAUGCGCGAGUUCAGGGCGAGGAAGAUCAGGUUGGAAAUCGACUUUCGAAACGUCGAAAAUCAAGGUGGAAAGCUCCCGUUCGCAAACCCAACUAUCGUGUCGCGGGGCCCCGAUAUCAUUAACCGCUCCCACAAGAUUCCUGUUCUUCGCAAGAGGGAAUAUGGACUUAAAGGCACCCUGGAAGGCAGCGCUGUAGUGAAGCCAGGCAUCGCACUGCACCAGGUCAGCAGCCAGGAGUACGAGAGGCAGUAUUUCGCUGAGGCCAAAUCGGGGAUACGACAUGCCUCCCCUACUGACCAUCGGUAUGUGAAGGUGUGGUGGAUCUACACGGAGAACAGCAAGGGUGCCGAGGGCGUUGUCCCAGGCUUUCAUAUCGCGGUACUUCUGAAAAGAGAAAACGACUCCCCAUUCCAAGGCCAAGUCGCAAUUACCGAGUUUGACGCAGGGUGGCGAUAUCCGGGGGCUGUGAUGUGGCACAACCUCUGGAGCAAGCGUGACUUGGACGCCGAGGAGGACAAGAUGAUUCACCCCAUCAACUUCGACCCUACGCUGCCAAACCCGAUCAUACCAAAGUGGCUGACCGGGGUCGACCGUAAACAGCUCGUCGACCUCCAAACCGAAACUGGAAUUGACAAGAAGUACGCCCGCGUCUGGGGAGUGGACGAUUCGAAGGCGACUAGGACUGUCUAUUUGUCCGCUAAGGUUCAACCAUGGGUGGCCGAGCGUGGGCUGCUAAAGGGCGUUCUUGCUGGAGGGAUGCUCGAGUUGGCCUUCUUCCGUCUUUCGUAUUUCGUCUUCCGUCUUCCGGCUUCCGUCUUCUGUCCUUCGAUUGCUUCCGACUACAGCCCGCGUCGUAUCUUCCGCCUGGCUAAAUUCCCAGCGCCCAGAGACAACAAUCUUGGAUCACCAAGUUUCGUCGGUAUCUUUGAAUCAAAGCCAAAACUCAUCAUGGCACCUUCCCCGAUGGAUGAAAUACUGGCAGGCUUUCUGAACAAGCCAUGGAGGCCGAAAAGAGCACAGAGGCAGAACGAGAAGCCAGCCCCAUACACAGACACAGAUACACUGCUUGGAUUCAUCGAAAAUGGGAAGCAGACAGAGUUCAGGACAACACCAAAGUUUAUCAACAACGAGGACCGGCUCAAGCUGGCCGAGGCCAUUGUCAUGCGAUAUCAACCUGAAGAAACGGAUGACGGCCCAAGUGACAAAGAAGAUGACCAAGACGAACAAGACGAACAAGACGAACAAGACGAACAAGACGAACAAGACGAACAAGACGAACAAGACGAACAAGACGAACAAGACGAACAAGAAACGGUGCUUCCAACGCCACCGUGCAGUCCCUCCCACCAGACACAACAGCAAUGGUUGGAUCUAUUGCUAGAGGCUUUAUCACCAGACCCUAAGGCGCCAAGAAACCUCGCCGAGGAACUGAUUAAGAAAAUGGGGAAGGAUGAGAUGAGUCCAGGUCCCCUCGAGAAGCAAAGCUACGCCCAGCAAGUUAACCACUUUCGCAUACUCACGCACGUCAUUGAGAACACUUACGGACUCUGCCGCGACAAAGAUGACAUGAAGCAGACACUAUUUCACAUCGCCGCCAUCAACGGAGCUCAAAGAGCCAUCAUGAUCUGCCUAUCCGUUAUAGAUGGCUGCUGUGGCAGACGCUACGCACACGAUCCAGGUUGCGCGACGGUUAAAAGCCUGUUGACGAGCGUGGAUAAGGAGGGUUAUUCUCCCCUUACAUACUCCAUCACCAAGAGCAAAAUACCAGCCGUCAGCGGCAUGCUUGACUUGCUUGGCAACACCAGCCCAGAAGAGAUACGAAAACUUCUGAGAAAGGCCAUUGCGAGCAACAGCGGUAAUAAUGUCGAAAUCAUGCGCGAGUUACUCACUGUCAGGCCCGCUGGAAAAGAGAAAGAGUACCGGACAGAUGUCCUCCAACAAGACAUCCUGCAACUGGCUGCCAAGUGCUUCAAUUUCGAGGUCUUCGAAUUUCUCCUUGGUAUCGGAAGUACAUUUCUGGGUAGUCUAGACUGCAGUUUGAUUCACUACGUGGUGUACAUCGGUCAGGUUGAAGCGGCAAAGUAUUUGCUAAAGGAGUUCCCUGAUCUUGCCACCAGCCUCCACGUUCACCCGGAUCACACAUCUGGACCAGGCUCAAAUACAACCAUGGGCGAGCACAAGACUCCGAUUCUUGCGCUAGGUCCAGCCUUAAGCGCAGAAGCAGACGAAGAGAAGUUUCCAGUUCUGGCGCUGUAUAAUGGCGAAGACACAGAACUCAGAGAUCUCAUAUUUGAGACCCUGAUGGAGCGAUUGCCCAUUUCUGAGCUUAGAGAACACCUGAGAGGGGAUACUUGGACGGGCAAAGAGAUCUCGCUCAAUGUCACCAUCCUAGCCUUUGAUCCGCAUUCUCUCACGGAAUUUCUCCGUUCCGUCCGCAGUGACAUCGAAAGGCUCGAGGAGUGUGUCAGGAGACAGCUUGCGCGUGACGUGGACAAUGCAGACGAGGAGCCGGUUCAAACUGUCCGACUGGCAGAUAUCCUAGUCGAUAACCUCCCACAUAUCGAUUGUGAUGGCAUUGAAUUUGAACGAAUCCUCAAAUAUGUCAACAUUCCGUCCUUUCCUAGGCAAUUGGGAGAGAGGAGAACCGAUACAAUCUCCAUUUUUCAGUGGCUCAAGGCCUACAAGCGCGUGAAGCGUGUCUUCGAGGUCACCGUGGACGAUUGUAGACAUUGUCCCACCACUGAAGAAGAUAUCGAGAUGGCACUCCAAGACCUCGAUGUGCAACAUUUGGACUGGAGAAGAACGGACCUCUCGAUCACGUCCAUCGCAAACGUUGCAAAAGAACUCAAGACCCUGCAUCUUUACUCAAGUGGAAGCCUCGCGGCGAUUGACCACUGGCUUGGGCCUAAGGGCAUAAGCAUUCUGAAUCUCGACCGGUUGUACAUCCACGUCAUGCAGGACGGUUUUGUCAGUGAGGGUCGAGCAAUCCUUUGCAAGAAGCUUUGCGACGAGGCGGAGCUGAAAGUCAAGACAAAACCAGUGGUGACCAUCGAAACAGAUUGGAUCCCAGAGCCGGCUGGCCACAGCCAUCAUGGAUCUGCCGGGUCUGCAAGGAAACAGAGCCCAAUCGAGGUCACAGGACUCGUAUAUUUCAUCCAACACUAUAGCGGAGCUCGGAUUCAGCAACUGAAUCUCGCACUCAACUGCCACAAGCUGCAUUCCCCGUUGCCGAAGUCGAUUUCUAACACCAGGACAAAAGUUGCCAUUCUGGACAGUGGCGUGAACGGGACUCGGUUCCCUCUUCAAAGCCACGAGCGCCACGGCCGCAGUUUUGUAUGGAGAGACAACGGAAAGGGGCACCAAUCUGAAGCAUCUUGGUGGCUCGCUGUUGAUCCACACGGUUCUCAUAUGGCCAAUAUCAUCUCUCAACUAGACCCAUUUUGCGUGUUCUAUUUCUUCCAAAUCGCAGAUGACAUGAACUACAUCGAGCUGCCUACGGUAGUCAAGGCUCUUGAGUGGGCAAUCAAGCUCGAGGUGGAUAUUAUCAAUUGCAGCUUCGCCCUGGGAACCUCCUCACCCCAAUUAGAAGAGGUUCUUCGCAAGGCCAAGAAGAAAGAUAUCAUCAUCAUGUGCAGCACAGCCGACGAGGGAGAAAACACAGACGAGGUCUGGCCAGCAGCCUAUUAUCGGCGGGAGCAAGACAAGGCCGAAAAGUUUGAGAAUAUCUUCCCCAUCGUGGGCUGCGACGAGCACGGGAAGUUUUCCAAAUACGCGAACGAAGGUGCCGGUCGGUACAUGUUCCGAGGGGAGGACGUCGACACCUCCAGUACCGACCCAUCCGUACCAAUCGAGACAGCCAAUGUUCAGGGAAGCUCCGUCGCCACAGCGAUGGCAACGGGGGUCGCUUCUCUCAUCCUGGCGUGCUACCGAAUGGUCCAGGACACGCAAUCGAGCCCAUCGGGUUUGGUGGACGCUUGCUUCUUCAGGAUGUCUGAACAACUCAGAAAGGGCAACGCGCAGGACCGGACCAGAUUGCUGGCCAAGGCGAGCAAUUUCUUCCCGGUUGGCGAGGAUGAUAUACGCGAUGCCGGCGACUUUUUGGACUGCAUGGCAUUACGUUUUAACGAUGUUUCUUAA